Parnassius apollo (apollo) is the source of this 423-nucleotide messenger RNA. The record is from the annotation of a GenBank genome assembly. Lineage: Eukaryota; Metazoa; Arthropoda; Insecta; Lepidoptera; Papilionidae.
AUGGUUGUUUCACCGCAAAGUCCUGCUAGCGAAGCCCCAAGCGUGCAAGGGUCUAAAACUAAUAUGGCGUCUAAACAGAGCUCAGUAGCUGACACACGAGCAGAAUUAGCGGAGCUGGUGAAAAGAAAGGCUGAAGUCGCCGAAACCUUGGCUAAUUUAGAGCGCCAAAUUUAUGCAUUUGAAGGAUCAUACUUGGAAGAUACACAGUUAUAUGGUAACAUCAUUCGGGGAUGGGAUCGCUAUCUUACAACAAACAAAAGUACUAACUCAAAGGCAGAUAAACGUAAUAGAAAAUUUAAAGAAGCAGAAAGGCUAUUUUCGAAAUCAUCUAUAACUUCAAUGGCAGAUGCUGCCAAAGCAAAAUCAUAUAAAUGGAAGAUGAGUCUAAUUGCCCACUUGCAUGUUCUGGAUGAAAUCCUGUAG